Messenger RNA from Brienomyrus brachyistius, 1233 nucleotides. Its product is annotated as E3 ubiquitin-protein ligase TRIM47-like. The annotation marks the transcript as partial. The transcript has 6 exons. Gene Ontology annotation, molecular function: zinc ion binding. Lineage: Eukaryota; Metazoa; Chordata; Actinopteri; Osteoglossiformes; Mormyridae. The record is from RefSeq and is a predicted model, not a curated record.
GAGAAAACGAGACUGAAUCCUAUCAGUGUUCGUGGUAAAAUGGCAGAAGCCAGAGUUGCAAUGCAUGUAAAUGAGUUAAGUUGUGCAAUCUGUCUGGAUCUACUAAAGGAUCCAGUAACUAUUCCCUGUGGACACAGUUACUGUAUGAGCUGCAUUAAGAGCUGCUGGGAUCAGGAAGAUCAUGCUGGAGUUUACAGCUGCCCCCAGUGCAGACAGACCUUCAUACCCAGACCUGUUCUGGGCAGAAACACCAUGCUGGCUGAAGUGGUGGAGAAACUGAAGAAGACUGGACUACAAGCAGCUGCUCCUGCUGACCAGUAUGCUGGACCUGGAGAUGUGGAGUGUGACGUCUGUACUGGGAGAAAACACAAAGCUAUCAAGUCCUGCCUGGUGUGUCUGGCCUCCUACUGUGAAACUGACCUGCAGCUUCACAACAAACUCCACCAUGCAAAACAGCACAAGCUUAUUGAUGUCAUCGGCCAUCUGAAGGACAAGGUCUGUUCCCACCAUGACAAACCGCUGGAGGUCUACUGCCGUACCGACCAGCAGUGUAUCUGUUAUCUCUGUACGAUGGAUGAACACAGAGGCCAUGAUACAGUCUCAGCUGCUACAGGAAGGGCGGAGAUACAGAAACAAAUGGGUGAAACACAGAGGGAAUUUCAGCAGAGAAUUCAGAUGAGAGAGAAGGAGCUGCAGGAGCUGAGAGAGGCUGUGGGCUCAGUCACAAGCUCAGCACAAUCAGCAGUGGAGGACAGCGAGAGGAUCUUCACUGAGAUAAUCAGCUCCAUUGAGAGAAGAUGCUCUGAGGUGACAAAGCUGAUCAGAGAUCAGGAGAAGGCUGCAGUGAGUCAGGCUGAAGGAGACAUGGAGAGACUGAAGCAGGAGAUCGAUGAACUGAAGAGGAGACACUCUGAGCUGGAGCAGCUUUCACACACAGAGGAUCACAUCCAUUUCCUCCAGAGGCGCCAGGCUCUUCCUGUCACUCCUGAAGCUGGAUUUGGGCCCAGAAUCUCUGUCAGUCCCAGAUCUGAUUUUGGGAAUUUGAGGAAGGCGGUUUCUGAGCUGAAAGAUCAACUGGAGAAUUUUUGCAGAAUGAAAAUGGCAGAGAUCCAUCACGCAGUUACCAAAGACACCGUCCUACCGGUAUUAGUGCCCAGGACCAGAGCAGAAUUCUUACACUACUCCUGCCAGCUGACGCUGGACCCCAACACAGCAAACAGAGAAGUGUCUCUG